AUGAAAAAAGUACCUACAGCUGCCAAUUUAUUUACUACAGCUUCAAAAGAAGUGAAGAAAGAAUGUGUUUUCUGUACUGGGAAACACUCGAGCCCAGACUGUUUUCAAGCUCAGAAGAUGAGUUUGGCUGAAAGGUAUAAUAUUUUAAGAGAGAAGCAAUGUUGUUUUGCUUGCUUAACACCAAAGCAUACAUCUCGUUCCUGUAAAGCAUUUUUAAGAUGUGUAAUAUGUGGGAAAAAGCAUGUCCCACUUAUGUGUGAGUCUCUAGAGGCUAAGAAUCAAGAUUCAUUCAAGAGUGAGAAUAAGAGUCCAAAUGUUGAAAUUAAUAUGGCCAACAACACUUCUAGUCCCAGGGUGUUCCUCCAAACGUUGAAAUUAAAAAUGGUGUGUGGUAACAAAGAAAUCCCAGUUAGGGCAAUUCUAGAUUCUGGGUCACAAAAGACUUAUGUAUUAAAGAAUGUUGUUGAGAAAAUGGGAUAUAUCCCACUCAGAAAGGAAAUUCUGAUGCACUCAUUGUUUGGGGGCAUUAAAUCUGACAAGUGCGAACAUAAUUGCUAUAGGAUAAAACUGAGAAAUCAAGACAACAGUGUUACAUGCAACCUGGAAGCAUUAGACCAGCCAUCUAUAUGUGACAAAAUUUCAUCAGUCACUCCAGGUUCAUGGAUUACAGAGCUCCGUGAGAUGAAGAUCAGGCUAUCAGAUGUAGGGGAGGAGCCACAAUCUGUUCAAGUGCUUCUUGGUUCAGAUGUGAUAGGGAAGCUCAUAACUGGCCAGCGUAGAGUUCUAUCCUGUGGGCUUGUUGCCAUGGAGACACUACUUGGCUGGACUCUGUCAGGUAAAGUUCCUGAGAAUGAGAUGUCAUCAUGCAAUGCUAUGCUGGUGGCCUCCCUAUUUGUGAAAGAGAUGGAUAUCUCCCAAUUAUGGAGAUUAGAUUCCUUGGGGAUCCAAGAUCCUUCAGAACAAAAAACCAAAGAGGAGCUUCAUAAAGCGUCGAUGGAGCACUUCUUAAGAACUGUCAAGGUCGAUGAAGAAGAGCGAUUCCUUGUCUCCCUACCUUGGCUUGACGGUCAUUUGCCUCUUCCAGACAACUUCAAUUUGGCACUCAAAGGGUUGCAAGUGACAACCCAUAAGCUGAAGAAGGAAAACUUAUUUCAAGAAUACGGUGAUGUCUUUAAAGAAUGGGAACGAGAAGGCAUAAUUGAAGAAGUUCCCCAAGAGGAAAUAAAGUCUGCUUGUCACUAUCUGCCCCAUCCACAUGUGGUGAAGCCGAACAGCACUACGAAAAUUAGGCCCGUCUUUAACGCUUCAUCAAAACAAAAGGGAGCGGUCAGCCUCAAUGACUGUUUGGAAAAGGGAUUAAACUUGAUUGAAUUGAUCCCUUCCAUGUUAACAAGGUUUCGACUGUAUAGGUUUGGCAUUUCGGCUGAUAUACGGAAGGCCUUCUUACAAAUAAGUCUAUAUAAGGAGGAUCGAAAUUUCUUGCGAUUUUUGUGGCACAGUGAAGAAGGAGAACUCAUACAUUGCCGAGUGGUGUUUGGUGUUUCCAGCAGCCCUUUCUUGCUUGGGUCAACAAUCCAAUACCACUUGGAGAGAAAGUUGGAAGAAGCGCAGCAAGGCCGUGGAAGAUACCCUGAGUGCAUUAUUCAAAAGUUGAUGAACAGCUUUUACGUGGACAAUUGUUUAGCAAGUGUCAAAACCCAGUCGGAGCUAGAACGAUUUAUUGAUGUAGCCACGGAGAUCAUGGCUGAAAGAAAAUUCGACUUACGAGGGUGGGAGCACUCUAGCCCAUCUGAUCCAAUAACAAGUCCUACAAUCAUCCUGGGAACGAUUUGGGACAGACAUUGUGAUACUCUUUCAAUAAAUAUUCCGGAUUUGAGAGAACUAAUGGAAGAGGUUAUCACGAAAAGAAAUAUUCUUGCUGCUUCCCACAAAGUGUUUGAUCCCUUGGGGAUUACUAGUCCAGUGUUGCUACUACCAAAACUCUGGCUACAAAAUUUGUGGAAAUCUAAAAUCGGUUGGGAUGAAGAAGUAUAUCUAAAAACACGUCAAUAUUUUCUGAAGUGGCUAAUGGAGCUGGAAUAUUUGAAGCAUGUUAAAGUACCAAGGUGGUUACACUGUGAUAGCGGAUUUGAGCAUAUUUCAUUGCAUUUUUUUUGCGACGCAAGCAAACUAGCCUAUUCUGCGGUUGUUUUCCUACGAGUUGAUAGUGGAAACUCUGUACACAUACAACUGGUGCAGAGGAAAACUAGAAUUGCACCUUGUGGGAAAAAGGAAACAACUAUUGCAAGGCUGGAACUUCUUGGUGCUGCUAUAUCUGCUCGUCUUUCUUCCACUGUCUUGAAAGAGUUUCCAACAGACAAUGUUUAUUUCUGGACAGACUCUACUACUGUGCUGGCUUGGUUGAAGAGAGAAGAACCGUGGGGUGUAUUUGUUUACAACCGUGUUCAAGAAAUUCGGAAGCUGACACCAGUCAAAGCUUGGAGACACGUUCCUGGAUCACUGAAUCCAGCGGACUGUCCGAGUAGAGGGUGUUCAGCGAAGCAGCUUUGCAGUUCGAAAUGGUGGGAAGGUCCCAGUUGGUUGUAUCUUUCGUCUCAUGAAUGGCCUGUUAGUGAUGUUGUAGUAGAUGUCAAUGAGGAAGAAGUGAAUAAAGAGAGAAGAGCUAUCGUGACCUCUAUGAAACAUCAGAGUAGUGGCUUAUCUAUUGAGAAGACUCCUGAUUUACCUACUGACCGUGUUCCUGAUUCACCUGCUGAUCAUGUUCCUGAUUUACCUGCUGACCAGGUUCCCAAUUCUCCUGUUGAAAGGACUGAUAUUUCUGAGGAGAUACACCAUACCAAAACCAGAUUAGGAAGGACCAUAAACGUUCCUCGUAAAUUGGACUUGUGA
Argiope bruennichi is the source of this 2889-nucleotide messenger RNA. RefSeq lists its product as uncharacterized. Gene Ontology annotation, molecular function: aspartic-type endopeptidase activity. Bases 1 to 2889 code for a protein of 962 amino acids. The transcript has 2 exons. The record is from RefSeq and is a predicted model, not a curated record. Lineage: Eukaryota; Metazoa; Arthropoda; Arachnida; Araneae; Araneidae. Gene Ontology annotation, biological process: proteolysis.